This is a messenger RNA of Monoraphidium neglectum, 2667 nucleotides long. RefSeq lists its product as hypothetical. The record is from RefSeq and is a predicted model, not a curated record. The coding region runs from base 1 to 2667 and encodes 888 amino acids. The transcript is spliced from 17 exons. Lineage: Eukaryota; Viridiplantae; Chlorophyta; Chlorophyceae; Sphaeropleales; Selenastraceae.
AUGUACCGCUUGUACUGGUUCUUCAUCGCAUUCCUGUUCGUCACGCUCAUCGGCCUCGCCAUCGCCGCCGGCACUGGGUGGCUCAUCGCGAGCGCGCUGUCGUGGAUGGCGUGGAUGGCGGUGCUGUCGGUGCUCUUCAUCAUCGCGGGCGACGCCUUCCUCGGCCUGCGCGACGUCGCAUACAUCAGCCGGGGUGUGUGGUGGUCCCGCGCCGCCACCACGGCGGCCGGCAUGAUCCUGAGCGCGAUCUUCUGUCUCGCCCUCGCCUUCCAUCUGGGCUGGCGCCAGCGCCGCGCGGGCGCCGGAGGGGCGGGGCCGAUGAAAGUCCUCGACGGCGGCCGCCGCACUCUGAGGGAUGUCGCCGCCAGCGCGGCCGCUGCGAGCAACCGCACAUCCAGGCAGGGCGAGGGCAAUGGUGGCAGCACAGCAGACCGCAGCGGCCGCGAGGACCGCAGAGCGUCAACCUCUGGGCGCAGUGGGGGCGGCCGAGGGCGCGGCCGAGGGCGCAGCAGCGGGCGCGGCGCCGGGCGUGGCGGCGGGCGGGGCGGUGGUGCACAGAAGCAGCGGCAGCAGCAGCAGCAGCAGCAGCAGCACGGCGCCGCAGACGCGAACUUGCCGCGGCCGCCAGCAGGCAAACCUACUGGCAGCUGGCGGCUGUUCAAUCUCAAGAUUUUCGCUGAGGAUGACCCCGGGAAGGACGACCUGUCGGUGCACGAGCAGCUGCGGGCGGCCGCCCAGGAGCGCCUGGGCUGCACCAGGCAGCUGCGCGCGGGCGCAGUAACAAUGGUGCGCAAGGCGUUUGACGCGCGGAGGUACAAGCCCAAGAUGUGGGCCUACGUCGUUGAUGUCGAUGCAGCCGCCGCGGCUGCGGCCGGCGCGGCGGGCCUCGAGCCGCGGCAGGGGCUUGUGGAGUGGCUGGCGCCAGGAGAAUUGGAUGUGCUCGCGGCUGCCAACGACGCCUCACGCAGCAGCGGCGGCGCCACGGCCCCAGCCCACCUAAUCACGCCCGACGCGGCGUUCCUCGCCCCCGUCGGCGGCGCCGCGGGCGGCGCGGCGCGCGAGCCGGUGGUCGUGGUGGGCGCCGGCCCAGGCGGGCUGUUUGCGGCGCUGGCUGCGGCAGAGGCGGGGCUGAGGGUCGUCCUGCUGGAGAAGGGGCAGGCGGUGGAGCAGCGGGGCCGCGACAUAGGGGCGCUGUUUGUGCGGCGACGGCUCAACCCCGAGAGCAACCUAUGCUAUGGCGAGGGCGGCGCGGGCACCUGGAGUGACGGGAAGCUCACCACCCGCAUCGGGCGCAACAGCGACCCCGUGAGGCGCGUGCUGACGACCCUCCACGCCCUCGGGGCGCCCGAUGCCGUCCUCGUCAGCGGCAAGCCCCACAUGGGCACAGAGAACCUCGUGAGGAUCCUCAAGAACUUCAGGGCCCACCUGCAGGCGCUGGGCGUUGAGGUUAGGUUUGGCUGCUCCGUGAAAGAUCUUAUAGUGGAGGGCGGCAGCACAACGGGCGUGAUCUUGGAAGGGGGCGAGGCGCUGCGCGCCAGCGCUGUCGUGCUGGCGCCGGGCCACUCCGCGCGUCCGCUGUACCAGACGCUGGCGGCCCGCGGCGUGGCCAUGAGCGCAAAGCCGUUUGCGCUGGGGUUCAGGAUAGAGCACCCGCAGGCGUGGCUGGACGCGGCCCAAUACGGCGAAGAGGACGCCAGGGGGGUCAUGCGUGGCAAGGGGAAGCUGCCCGUGGCUGACUACACACUGGCUACCAACAUCCUGGACAGCCUGUCAGCACCUGCACCCCACGCAAGCCACGGUGGCAGCAGCAGCAGCAGCAGCAGCAGCCGCAGCAGCAACAGCAGCAGCGGCGGCGGCAGUGAUGGGGCGACCAGCAGCGGGAGGGGGAAGCACGAGCAGCAGCAGCAGCAGCAGCAACAGCAGCGUGAGGGACAGGCUGUGGAAGUCGGAAGGGCGGAAGGGGUGGUUGUUGGCGGCGGCGAUGAGGGUGACGGGGAGGGCAGCAGGGGGGUGUACUCGUUCUGCAUGUGCCCUGGCGGCCAGAUCGUGCCCACCAGCACGAGCGAGGACGAGCUGUGCAUCAACGGCAUGAGCUUCAGCAAGCGCUCCUCCCCCUGGUGCAACUCGGCCCUGGUGGUGACAGUGCGGCAUGGCGACUGGGCGCACCUGGAGGCCGCCCACGGGCCGCUGGCCGGCGUUGAGCUGCAGCGCGAGAUGGAGCGGGAGGGCGCGCGGCGCGGCGGCGGCGCGCUGAUCGCGCCCGUUCAGCGGGUGGACGACUUCAUGGCAGGGCGCACGUCUGACCCCGCCGCGCUGCCCUCGAGCUCGUACCGCCUGGGCAUAGCCAGCGCCCCCCUGCACGACCUCUACCCAGACUCCAUGUCGGCCGCCAUCCGCGCCGCCUUGACCAGGUUUGACCGGAACCUGCCCGGCUUUGUGGCGAGCGGCAAGGGGCUGCUGCACGGCGUCGAGACGCGGACGAGCGCGCCGGUCCGCAUAGAGCGGCGGGCAGACGACUGCUGCAGCGUCUCCCUGGAGGGCCUGUUCCCCUGCGGCGAGGGCGCCGGCUACGCGGGCGGCAUCGUGUCGGCGGCGGUGGACGGGCUGCGUGUGGGGGAGGCCGUGGUCGCCUCCCUCACGGGUGUGCACCUCAGGCUCGGGUUUUGA